GAGCUGGCCCUGUCAGGCAGGAGUGGGGCAGGUGCGGUGGCGGAAGUGCCGUACGCUACUGGAGCCGAGCCGUCUAGGAAGCCGCGGCCGUGGGUCCCCCAGCCCGGAGCAGCUGCCGAGCCUCAGCCUGACUGCAGCAACUAGGGCUCGGGCGCCGGCGAGAUGCCUCUGUUCACCGCCAACCACUUCGAGCAAGAUGUGGAAAAGGCCACAAAUGAGUACAACACUGCAGAAGAUUGGAGUCUUAUUAUGGACAUAUGUGACAAAGUUGGAAGCACUCCUAACGGAGCAAAAGAUUGCCUAAAAGCCAUAAUGAAAAGGGUAAAUCAUAAGGUUCCUCAUGUUGCUCUGCAGGCAUUAACUCUUCUUGGGGCUUGUGUGGCAAACUGUGGAAAGAUAUUUCAUUUAGAAGUAUGUUCCCGUGAUUUUGCAACAGAAGUACGUGCUGUGAUCAAAAAUAAGGCUCAUCCUAAAGUAUGUGAAAAACUGAAAUCUUUAAUGGUGGAGUGGUCAGAAGAAUUUCAGAAGGACCCUCAGUUUAGUCUGAUAUCUGCAACUAUUAAAUCUAUGAAAGAAGAAGGAAUUACUUUUCCUUCAGCAGGUUCUCAGACUGUCUCAGUUGCUGCCAAGAAUGGUACAUCAUCGAACAAAAACAAAGAAGAUGAAGAUAUAGCUAAAGCUAUUGAAUUAUCAUUGCAAGAGCAGAAGCAGCAGCACACAGAAACAAAAUCCUUAUAUCCAUCUGCAGAAAUUCAGUCAAAUAAUAAAGUUGCAAGGAAAGUGAGAGCUUUAUAUGAUUUUGAAGCUGUUGAGGACAAUGAACUCACCUUUAAACAUGGUGAAAUUAUUAUUGUUUUGGAUGACAGUGAUGCCAAUUGGUGGAAAGGAGAAAAUCACAGAGGAAUAGGACUCUUCCCAUCUAAUUUUGUAACAACUAAUUUAAACAUAGAAUCUGAGGCAGCAGCUGUGGACAAAUUGAAUGUAAUUGAUGACGAGGAGGAGGAAAUUAAGAAGUCAGAGCCUGAGCCUGUUUAUAUAGAUGAGGAUAAGAUGGAUAGAGCCCUGCAGGUACUGCAGAGUAUAGAUCCAACAGAUUCAAAACCAGACUCCCAAGACCUCUUGGACUUAGAAGAUAUCUGCCAACGGAUGGGUCCAAUGAUAGAUGAAAAACUUGAAGAGAUUGAUAGGAAGCAUUCAGAAUUGUCUGAAUUGAAUGUAAAAGUCUUGGAAGCUCUGGAACUAUAUAACAAGUUGAUGAAUGAAGCACCAGUAUAUUCAGUCUAUUCAAAGAUCCAUCAUCCAGCACAUUACCCACCUUCAUCAGCUGGAGUUCCAAUGCAGACAUAUCCAGUUCAACCACAUGGUGCAAACUAUAUGGGUCAAAGUGUUCACCAAGUCACUGUUGCCCAAAGCUACAGCCUAGGACCAGAUCAAAUCGGUCCACUGAGAUCGAUGCCUCCAAAUGUGAAUUCCUCAGUGACAACACAGCCUGCCCCAACUCCGUAUUUAAGCGCUGGACAAGACACUGUUUCCAAUCCUACUUACAUGAAUCAGAACUCUCACCUUCAGUCAGCUACUGGUGCAGCUGCUUACACGCAGCAAAUGGGGAUGUCUGUGGAUCUGUCAUCUCACCAGAGCACUACUUCCAGUUUGCCGCGGUCGGCAGGCUUUGCGGUGGCAGCUCCAGCUCAUUCAGUUGCACAGCAGCAAACAGAUUACCCUCAGCAGCAGCCUCUCCUUUAAAAACAGACCAAGCAUUUUCUUGAAAGCCUUCCUAAGUGUACUACUCGACCCUUGUGAUUGUAAUCUGAAAAUAUUAAAAGAAGAAAAAAAUUUUUUCUCAGUUCAAAAGGCCCAUGAAUAAAUAAAGCACAGAAACGUAUUUUACUCUAAUAGGCCAUAAAAGGUUUUUUCAGUCCCAACUUAUUUGAGGUCAAAUUUUUGAUGAGAGGCAGCUUCAAGUUGCUUCCAGUUAGUUUUUUCUUACUUUCAAAUCUCUCUACACAAAUCUGGACAACCAGUAAGUAGCCUUAUGACACUAAACAACAUGAGAUAGGAGCAUAUAAAGAAACCACCAUUUACCCCUAAAAUAUCAUAACUGGGAGAGCACUGAAACCUUUAAGUAUUUUUUGUCUGCGUAUUUUUUUUUCAGAGUUGCCCACCCAUCAUUAUUUUAAAAGGCGAACAUGUUUUUGUGUAUGCAUUUAGCUUCCCUACAUAUUUCCUUUGGCUUCUUAAAUUGUAGUUGUGUUUGCAGUACUGUCAGUUGUGCUCUCAGUGGUGUGUUGAGUAAUAAUUAGCAUAUAAUUGUCUACAGAAGCAAGAGCACUUUGGGAGGAACAAAAAUGUUUUCUGUUAUUAUCAGUGAAGACGAUGUAAAUGCAGUUGUGUGAUAAAGCAUUUAGCCAGUCUCCCAAUCAUGCCAACAAGUGGGCUGAGGAGUGCCCCACAAAACAUUUCCAUUCCCUGGAAAAAAACCAUUUCUUUUCCUACAAGGGUCCUUGGCAUUUAGAAUUGCCACUAAUGACCUUUUCAAGUGAUUUUGGCCAUUCUCUAAUGAAGGUAUGGUCAGGUUUUUUGUUUGUUUUGUUUUGCUUUCCUGUAGUGUGGUGUGCAGAGAUGCUGCAUUUCCUUUUUACAGAGUAUAUGUGAAUCUGAGCUAUGAGACAUUCCUAAUAAUUUGAUGUGAUAUAUAUACCAAGUGUGGAUGAUGUAUGUUUUUAUUGAUGUGUUGUUCUUUUAAAGAGAUGAUUUGAGUACCACUGGUAUGCCAGACUGUUGAAAAUUUUGGCCAUUCCUUUCAAAAGUAAUCCUGAGCCUGUGGAAUAAUAACAGGCAAUGGCUUUAUAGGGAAGUCAUCAAGACAGUUUUCCUGAAGCCUAUGUUUUAAGUGAGUUUAUAGUGCUAAUAGAUUCCACAUACUUUAGGAGUUAGGUAGUAAACCAAUAAGGAUUGUUUUCUUUCCUAAAAAUUUGCACACUAUUGCAUCAUCUGCCAACUUUUUAGAUAACACAACAUGCAAAUACAUAUGCUUACAGAUACAUGGUAUUUAGACUGGG
Molecule: messenger RNA, 3059 nt
Organism: Balaenoptera musculus (blue whale)
Lineage: Eukaryota; Metazoa; Chordata; Mammalia; Artiodactyla; Balaenopteridae
Gene: STAM2
Product: signal transducing adaptor molecule 2
Exons: 14
Coding region: 163-1743 (526 amino acids)
Biological process (GO): signal transduction
Cellular component (GO): endocytic vesicle
Molecular function (GO): ubiquitin binding; phosphatidylinositol binding
Source: RefSeq, a predicted model, not a curated record